CUUGACUAUGAGUUGUUGGCUUUCGUCGUAAAUAUUACGUUCGCUUUCGCACUCACCAUACUUAGUCUUGUACAUUUGUAUAUGAGCUACAUACAUUGAUACUUACACUCACACAUUUGUACAUACAUGCACAAACAGUAAUGUAUGGGUGUGUGUGUGUAUUAAAUUCGUUUUCGAGGUUUUAAUGCGCAGCAACAGCGACUUGUUGAAUUAAAUAUAAAGUAUCUAUGUAUGUAUGUAUGCUCAAUGGCAAACUAGCAACACCAACAAACAUUCCAUUCAAUUUGCUGCUGCGGCGGCGAAAGCAAGAAAAGUUUACACUAUCAAACUGAAACACACACACGCACAUAUAUAGACAAACGUACGUACGUUUGUGUGUGCUCACAAUUGUAUUGGAAUAUCGAGUUCAACUUGGCAUUAAAGUGAAAUCCAAAAAAAAAAAGCAUCACCGUUUCAAAUCACAGCUUUGUUGAACCAAAUAAACGAGGUUGGCCGAUAACUAGGCGCCUUACCUGUUCCUCCCCCGUCCCUUCAUUUGCGCAUGCAAUCAAAACCAAUUGGAGAAUCGAUAAGCCUACUAUCGGUUUUGCAAAAGGGUUUCAGCUCAUCAGCCAUCAGCUGGCAGGCUCUUGACAAAAACAUCUGUGCGUGCAUAAACAAUAACAAAUUUUGGUGCAACUUAUAGUUAAAUGCAAACACAGAGAGAUAUAAACAUAAACAAAAUACAAACGGUAUAGCAAGUGUAUAAAUUGUGAUUUAUUUCAAAUAAACAUAAAAACCAAAAAAAAAAAAAGUGGAAAAAUACGAUGGAGUCAUCGCCGACAACGCCGCCGACGCCCACGACGCCAGAUCUAAAUCGUGGCGACGCAUCAAGGAAAAGCGUUCGUCCCUAUGCGGCACGCAAGGGGCUGGCGCCAGCUCCACCCAAGCUCAGCCUUGCCAAUAGCAAUAGCAGCAGCAGCAGCAGCACCACCAGUAGCAACAACAACACGAGCAGUAAAAAUAAGAAUAUCGAUAGCAGCACUAUCGAUAACAGCAGUGAUAUCGCACAUCUUGCCAACACGGAACCACCAGCAAAGACAAUCGAAAUCGAUCUCAGUGAUGCCCAGCAUGCAGACUACGACCAACUUGUGGAACUGCGGCGACCUGGCGAUGCAGUCGCUGUCCCACUGCCACGCACCGCCGUCUCCGCGAUUCCGGCCUUACACUUACAGCCAAAGCCACAGCUACAGCCGAAGCCGAAGGCAACGCCCCGCGUUCAAAUGUCCGCUGAGGAUGAUGUGGGCGUCGCCUUUGCCCUCGGCUCCAUUGAGAAGCACAUACUCAAUAUGGAGGAGAGCUUUAAGCAGCAGCGGAGUGAAAGUCAGCAGCAAGAACAGUCGCAAUCCUCCAUGGACGUGAUGAAGAUGAAGAGCAAACGCUAUGGCGAAACGGAGAAUCUGUUGCGACCAGGCAUCAGCGAUAUGUCCUCGGAGAAUGAUUUCCAAUAUCUGGGUGGCAGACGCAACCAGUUGGAUGACAGCAACGAGCAAAUGCUGAAUGAGUUUCAACGUGGCAGUGAUGGACGCAACUCAAUUGGUGCCUAUUCGAAGAAUUCUUCCACAACGACGGCGGGCUCGGGUGCACUAAAAACCAAGCUGGCACGCACUGCAUCCGACACUAAGAACACGGAUACGGUGCUCGCAAUGCGUGCCACGCUGAAGCAGAAGGCUCAUCACGAUGUCAAGCCACAGGCCGGCUGGCGACCAGCUGCAGCAGCUUCUGGAACUCCAACGCCCGCUGUUCGGACAACCACAACAAGUCGUGGCAAUAGCAGCUCUAGUGUGGUCGAUGGUGGAUCGUCGUCUAAGCUCACGGCAACCACAAUUUCGGCGAGCAAGCGACGUGAGGAAAAUCUGCGUCAAUUUGAAGCUUUGCUUGCACAGAAAUCAUCCCAAUCCCAACGCCAUGCUGCGGCUGCAGCUGCCGCAGCAUCGUCAAGUGGUGCUGCCACUGCCACAAGUGGUGCUGCCUCGAAACGCCGCUCGGAGCGACCAAUUGUGGCGCCCAUACCGCCCUACAACUCGGCUCGCUCUGAGCACACGUCGCGUCACACAUCUGAGCCAAAGUCUGCUGUCACCUCCAAUUACAGCUCUGGCGCUGCCUCCUCGGGGGCUGACCACCAACGGUCUGGUGCUGCCAACGCGGUUGUCUCACGUACGAAUGCAUACGGCAACAGUGUUGCUCAGGGAUCUCCCAAUCUGCAGAUGCGCAGCAGUGCUCCAAUGCGAUGGCGCGCCACUGAGGAGCAUAUUGGAAAGUAUAAACUGAUCAAGACGAUUGGCAAGGGCAACUUUGCCAAGGUGAAACUGGCCAAACAUCUGCCUACUGGAAAGGAGGUGGCCAUCAAAAUCAUUGACAAGACCCAACUGAAUCCUGGGUCUCUACAGAAACUCUUCCGAGAGGUUAGAAUAAUGAAAAUGCUCGACCACCCCAACAUUGUGAAACUUUUUCAAGUGAUCGAAACGGAAAAGACAUUGUAUCUCAUCAUGGAAUAUGCAUCGGGUGGCGAAGUCUUUGACUAUCUGGUUCUACAUGGCCGCAUGAAGGAGAAAGAGGCGCGUGUCAAGUUUCGUCAAAUUGUAUCGGCUGUGCAAUACUGUCAUCAGAAGAGAAUAAUACACAGGGACUUAAAAGCUGAAAACUUAUUACUGGACAGCGAAUUGAAUAUCAAGAUUGCUGAUUUUGGAUUUUCGAACGAGUUUACGCCUGGCUCUAAGCUGGACACGUUCUGUGGUAGUCCUCCGUAUGCGGCGCCCGAACUCUUCCAGGGUAAGAAGUAUGAUGGUCCCGAGGUGGAUGUUUGGUCGCUGGGCGUCAUUCUUUACACAUUGGUGAGCGGAUCCCUGCCUUUUGAUGGUUCCACUCUGCGAGAGCUACGCGAACGUGUACUCAGAGGCAAAUAUAGAAUUCCCUUCUAUAUGUCAACUGAUUGCGAGAAUUUGCUGCGCAAGUUUCUAGUACUGAAUCCUGCAAAACGUGCUAGUCUUGAAACAAUCAUGGGCGAUAAGUGGAUGAAUAUGGGGUUUGAGGAUGAUGAGCUCAAGCCAUACAUACAGCCCAAACAAGAUUUAGCCGAUCCCAAGAGGAUAGGUAAGACGGAAGCUCUAGUCGCCAUGGGCUACAGUCGACUGGAGAUUGAGACGUCGCUGGCCCUGGGGCGUUAUGACGAUGUCUUUGCCACGUAUUUGUUGCUGGGCCGCAAGAGCACAGAUCCUGAAAGUGAUGGCUCACGGUCUGGAUCAUCGCUAUCACUGCGCAAUAUACCGGGCAACGAGGCUGGUGGCAAUGCUGGCAAUGCCGGCAACGUGCAAAGUCCAACGCAUCGUGGCGUCCACAGAAGCAUAUCGGCGUCGAGCACCAAACCCAGUCGCCGAGCGUCGUCCGGUGCGGAAACGUUACGUGUUGGACCCGCAAAUGCCACAACAACAGCCACGGCUGCAGCGGGAAACGUUGGCUCCGUUAACCCAAGCAACAACUACAAUGCCGUAGGCACAGCCGCAGAGCGUGCUUCAGUUGGCAGCAAUUUUAAACGUCAAAACACCAUCGACUCAGCCACAAUAAAGGAGAACACGGCGAGACUGGCCGCACAGAAUCAGCGACCAGCGUCGGCUACACAAAAAAUGCUAACCACAACAGAUACAUCGCUGAAUAGUCCAGCCAAGCCGCGCACAACCACCAAGUAUGAUCCGACUAACGGUAAUCGCACAGUGAGCGGCACCAGCGGUAUUAUACCACGCCGUUCAACCACACUGUAUGAAAAGACUUCAUCGACGGAGAAAACCAAUGUUAUUCCUGCAGAGACAAACAGUGGAUCUGCAGCUACCGCUGGAAAGGGUCACACAAAAAGUGCGUCUGUGUCUAGCCCUAGACCAUCCACAGACGGAUGUGUAUCAGUAUCAAUUGACCCCCUUGGAUCGAGAAUGGCAUCGGCUGUUAAAUCAAGCAGACACUUUCCAAGGAAUGUUCCAUCACGUUCAACCUUUCACUCUGGUCAAACCAGGGCACGAAACAACACUGCGUUGGAAUACUCUGGUACAAGUGGAACAUCGGGUGAAUCACCGCAUCCCGGUCGCAUGAGCUUUUUUUCGAAACUUUCCUCACGUUUUAGCAAACGUACAUCCACCACGGAGGAGGCCGCUAAGCCCAGGGUGCUUCGGUUCACAUGGUCCAUGAAGACAACAUCGCCCCUGAUGCCCGAUCAAAUCAUGCAAAAGAUACGCGAAGUGCUCGAUCAAAACAACUGUGAUUACGAGCAACGGGAACGAUUUGUGCUUUGGUGCGUUCAUGGAGAUCCGAAUACGGACUCGCUGGUUCAGUGGGAAAUAGAGGUCUGUAAGCUGCCGCGUCUAUCCCUAAACGGAGUUCGCUUUAAACGCAUUUCUGGUACUAGCAUCGGCUUCAAGAACAUUGCGUCUCGCAUUGCUUUUGACCUUCGUCUGUGACUUAACAAAACGAAUAAUGAAGGCUGCGCGGCCAACACCAACACCACAACUACGAAUGGCAGCAGCUGCAACACGACGAAGACGAUGAUGAGCACUACCAACAACACCAACACCAACAAAACUAGUAACAACAGCGCCAACACCAACACCACCACCGACAGCGACAGUAAAACCACCUCCACUGCCAAAUUUCAUCAUCUGGCCAGCGGCAGUAUCAAGCUGUCGGAACAAUCGAUGCCAAUUUGGUCACUCAAUCGCCAACAACGUGCGAAUCGAGUGCGUGUUAAGCAGAAAAAGAAGACGACAAACGUUCUGAGAACAGCAUUUCAAAACUAUUUGCCCUUCAGAUCGAGGGAAAAUCUUCAGGCGUCAGAGCAGCGUCCCAUAGAUCAAAUCAUGGAAGAAUAUGCGACUGAAUCUCAAGGGCAAGUGCCAGCAACAAAUCCCUCGAUAUCAACUAUUAAGAAACACAAUCAAGUCUUCGAUAAGCAAUCGCAUGGCGCUGAAGGUGGAGAUGGAGGUGGAAAUGGUGAUGCAAAUGGAAAUGGAGAUGGAGUUGGUGUAGCUGAGCUAAAGCCAAGAGGCGACAGCGGUCGCAAUCGAUUUAAGCGAAACAUCAAGAAUACCCGAAGUCUAAUUGUGUGUAAAUUAACUGGCUCGCGGCGACAUGGAAGCGGCAGAGGAGGAGGAGGAGGAGGUGGAGACACGGAAAAGAAAUGCGUUAUGGACAAGGAAAAGGAGAAGGAAAUGAAGGACGGAGAGGCAGCAUGUGUCAAUGUUAUAUCUAAGGAAAAACCAAACACCAAACAACAAGAACAACAACAACAACAUCAGAAAGUAGUAAUGUUACGCACCACAACUCUCUAAAAAUAUAUACAUAACAUAAAAUUACUAUAUUAAUUAGACAGUUGUAACGUGACGGAUUUGUUUAUAUACAAGGCUUCAAAUCAUAUAAAAGAAAUACACACACCACAAAAUCACACACAUAACAACACACACCACUUUAGCAUAGAAUCUCAAGAGUAAAAAUGAAAUGUUCUACAUUUAUGCAUUGAUCUAUCGCGUAUUGAAUAUAUAAUUUAUAUAAAAUAACAACUCGAGCAGACAGCAAUUUACCCAAUAUCUAAGUACAUAAGCACAGCAAGAAGAGAUCAUCAACACACAUACACAUACACAGACACACACACAUUGCAUACAAACAUACAUAUAUCCACAUAUUGAAGGAUCACUUAAAUCUAUAUAAUCGUUAAAUAUGCUAGACAGUGUAGGCGAGAGAGAAACACCGUUCUAAUUCAAAUAAUAGUAAUACAACAAACCAACAUCAACAACAACAACAACAUCAACAUAAUAAUAAAUCAAGAAUAAACAAUAAUAAUGAAAUCAGCGCAAUAAUACUGCAUUUUUCUACGCAUUGUCUAAAGGGCUAUAAACACAGACUCACACUCUUAACACACACACACACACACACAAAUAUACAUAAAUAUAUUGUAGACAAACACAUCCAUAAGAAAAGAAAAUUGUUCGUUAACUACAUUUAAUGUUGCCCUAACUCAAGCUCAAAACUCUUUUUGGUAUACUACGCCCAGUCUAAAUAAAAAUAUAUACAUACAUAAUAUAUCAAAUAAGCAAAACAGAUAAGUGUGUUGUUCGGGCGUAUGACAGUUAAUUGAAUAAAACACUGCAAAAUCAGAGAUCAUCGAUAAUAGUUUUGAAUUCUCAACAAGGAAUCUAAUAAUAUAAUAUACAUAUUUGUGAAUCGCUCUAUUGUCUACAUGUUUAUGCGAUUAUGCGUUAGUUUUCACGUUUUCUUUCGUCUAUAUAUUUUUUGAGUGAGUUAUGUUUAAUUGAAAAAAUACAAAAGUUGUAUAUUAUAUUUAUAUUACAUUAUAUUUAUUUAAUUAGCAGGCAUUUCUGCAUGGGCCCAACGAGUGAAUUCAUUGUGCAUGCCCUAUUUGUAAAAAUAGAGAAUGCUUCAAGCAGUAUAAUUAAUUUCACACUUGAUUAUUUUUAGAGAAAAUCGUGAAAUUGCUCUGUUAAACUGAACAUGUGGAUCGAAUAAAAUCAAUAGUACUCCAUUAAA
Messenger RNA from Drosophila albomicans, 6564 nucleotides. It is a transcript of the gene par-1, whose product is annotated as MAP/microtubule affinity-regulating kinase 3. Bases 807 to 4484 code for a protein of 1225 amino acids. Gene Ontology annotation, cellular component: cytoplasm. Lineage: Eukaryota; Metazoa; Arthropoda; Insecta; Diptera; Drosophilidae. The transcript has 16 exons. The record is from RefSeq and is a predicted model, not a curated record. Gene Ontology annotation, molecular function: protein serine/threonine kinase activity; ATP binding; tau-protein kinase activity. Gene Ontology annotation, biological process: protein phosphorylation; intracellular signal transduction; microtubule cytoskeleton organization.